Molecule: messenger RNA, 2042 nt
Organism: Microstroma glucosiphilum
Lineage: Eukaryota; Fungi; Basidiomycota; Exobasidiomycetes; Microstromatales; Microstromataceae
Product: tryptophan synthase beta subunit-like PLP-dependent enzyme
Exons: 3
Coding region: 54-1802 (582 amino acids)
Biological process (GO): L-threonine biosynthetic process
Molecular function (GO): threonine synthase activity; pyridoxal phosphate binding
Source: RefSeq, a predicted model, not a curated record
CACUCUCUACUCCCGUCUGGUACCUUCACGCCGUACCUUCUCUUCUCAUAAAGAUGCAAUACCUCAGCACCCGUGGUGGACCCGAGAGGCUGUCCUUCGAGGAGGCAGUCCUGCGGGGUCUAGCUCCUAAUGGUGGCCUCUAUAUUCCCUCGACUAUGCCUACUCUGCCCUCCAACUGGGCAUCGGAGUGGGCAUCUCUCUCUUUUCCCGAGAUCUCUCACAAGGUCUUGUCCCUCUUCAUCCCCUCCGAUGCUGCGAACGGCGGUAUCCCCUCAUCGGAGCUGCAGACGCUCAUCAACAAGUCCUACUCGACCUUCAGGCAUGACUUGACAACGCCUCUGCAAAAGACUCGACAGGGCGAGUACAUCCUCGAGCUAUGGCAUGGUCCUACUUUUGCUUUCAAGGACGUCGCUCUGCAGUUCCUGGGCAACCUCUUCGAGUACUUUCUCGCAAGGCGUAAUGCCUCACUCCCUGCAGAUGCAAAGGAGCGUCACCGCCUGACUGUUCUGGGAGCUACCUCGGGAGACACAGGAUCAGCUGCCAUUGCUGGUCUGAGGAGCAAGAAGGAUGUGGAGAUCUUCAUCCUGCACCCCAAGGGGAGGGUCAGCCCCAUUCAAGAGGCUCAGAUGACGACUGUGCUAGACAAGAAUGUGCACAACUUGGCGGUGGAGGGAAGCUUCGACGACUGCCAGGACAUUGUGAAAGCUCUCUUCUCGGAACCCGAAUUCAACGCCAAGCACCACCUUGGAGCCAUCAAUUCGAUCAACUUUGCCCGCAUCUUGGCUCAGAUCGUCUACUACUUCUCUGCCUACUUCCAACUCUGCAAGUCCCUAUCAGUGGAACCCACCUCGCCCGACGCAGCCAAUGUGCAAUUCGUUGUGCCGACGGGCAACUUUGGCGAUAUCCUGGCAGGCUACUAUGCCAAGCGACUCGGUCUGCCGAUCAAGGGCGGUCUGGUUGUAGCCACCAAUGAGAACGACAUCCUGGAACGUUUCUGGUCGUCGGGUCGGUACGAGAAGGCUUCGUCGGAAGGUCAAGACGUGGAAGUGGAUGUUCAGACAGCCCCCGCUGCUGGCUCAUCCGAUGGAGCUCAGGCCCAAUCGCAAGCACUGGCUCAAACAGUGGGAGGUGUCAAGCAGACUCUUUCUCCGGCCAUGGACAUUCUGGUGUCCUCCAACUUUGAGCGACUGCUGUGGUACAUUGCCUAUGAGACGUCGGGCAGCGAUCAGAGUAAAGCAGGAGAGCAGGUCAAGCAGUGGAUGGACGAGCUCAAGUCCAAGGGCAAGAUGGAGGUCAGCCCCGAGCAGCUCAAGGUUGCCCAGAGGGACUUCCAGGCAAAGAGGGUCAGCGACGAGCAGAUUCGGGAGACGAUCCUGAGGUACUUUGCUCCUUCGUCUUCGGCUGGACGCUCCUCGUACCUGCUUGAUCCUCACACUGCUGUUGGUGUGCAGGCUGCCAACUGGCUCAAUGAGGCGUCGUCAUCGUCGUCAUCGAAGCCCAACCAAGUUGUGCUAGCGACUGCCCACCCAGCCAAGUUUGCCGAAGCCGUGACCUCUUCGCUCUCUUCGUCCGGCGUGUCCUUUGACUUUGAGAAGGACGUGCUGCCGGUGGAGAUGCGCGGUCUGCUGGAGAAGGAGAGGAGGGUGGAGGACGUCAAGGUGGCAGACGGAGGAGAUGCGUCGGGAAGCGAAGAGGAGAGGCUGCAGUGUCUGAUCCGUGCCACUGCCAAGGUUCUGGACAGGGAAGCAGAGAAGCAAGGCGUGGUGAGCGGGAGUGCUGGAAAGGGGACAGAGAGCAUCUGAGCAAGGUUUGAGAGGGUCUGAGCGGUGAUACUCGACAUAGAUUUUGUAGGAGUAGCGCAGCGGGUAAUAGAUAGUAGAGCAGCUACAGUACCUAGAGCCUUGCUGGCCUGACGUGCGAUGCGCCCUUGUUCUCGUCUGGGUGCAAGCCUUGUUCUACUUUGCGGGGUAAGAUGAGGGGAUCAUGCGCGCCGCGAGGCUGGAGCGAGGGGCCAGUUUUGCGCGCCUCGGUCAGACAGAGAG